ACGGUGCGACCUCUCCCCUCUGCAGAGAUACGAAAGAUCCGGUGCCGCGGAUGGGAAAGGCAGCCGGUCCGUGUUGUCUGUGCCCCCCUUUGCCAAGGAGCUGCACCUGGAGAUCGUCUGCUCGCCAGCCUACAGCACCCGGGGAGGCUACGACCGUGUCCUCUACAAGCACUUCAGAACGCCCCGGCUUGUCCAGGAGGGAGACGUCCUGUGUGUUCCAACAUUUGGAUAUGCCGAGUUUUUAGAAGUAAAUGCAGACAAAUUCCUAAGGUGGGUUCAACAAACAGCGCUGUGCCAUCUGCCCCAGCCUAUAACAGCCACGAGUUCUGGAGCAGUUUGUCUCCUGCUGGACUUUCUGAUGUCGUGAAGCAGCUCUGUGAUGCUCUUCGGCCUCACCUGGACAGUCGGGCAAGUGCACUGACCGGGGCUGGCAGUGUUCUCCUCUCAGGGCCAAGCGGCAGUGGGAAACUCAUGGCUGUCAGAGCAGUGUGUAGCUGCCUCAACCUCCACCUCUUCAAGGUUGAUUGCGUUAGUUUGUGCAGUGACACCAGUGGAGCCACAGAGGAGAAAGUACAGAUGGCCUUCACCCAGGCCCAGCAGUAUGCUACUCUGAGACAGCUGCUCCUGGUCAGAGACCCAGCACUGAGCAGCUACCCUGUCUUGGUGAUUGGCACAACCUGCAGGCUCCAGGAUGUUCCUACAGACGUGCAGACUGCUUUCCUUCACAAGGUGAAGAUUGAAGCCCCUUCAGAAGAGCAGAGGAGGUCGAUGCUGAGCAUGCUGACUGCCAGUCUGCCUCUGGGCAAAGAAGUGAGCCUAUCCAAGCUGGCCUGCAGGACUGCAGGUUUUGUGCUGGGAGAUUUCUGUGCCUUGUUGUCCCACAGCAGCCGGGCUGCUUGUACCCGCAUCCAGGCCUUGAGUUUUCCAGGCGGACUGAGCGAGGAAGUGGAGAGAGAUUUUUGCACUGCUGGAUUCCCAGUGCUUGAGGAGGAUUUUACUGUUGCGCUGGACCAGCUGCAUGAUGCCCAUUCACAGGCAGUGGGAGCCCCAAAGAUUCCCUCCGUGUCCUGGCAGGAUGUUGGUGGACUCCAGGAGGUGAAGAAGGAGAUCCUGGACACUAUCCAGUUGCCCCUGGAGCACCCGGAGCUGCUGUCACUGGGUCUGUGCCGCUCUGGUCUGCUGCUGUAUGGGCCUCCAGGGACAGGGAAGACCUUGCUGGCAAAAGCCGUGGCAACCACAUGCACCAUGACAUUCCUUAGCGUGAAAGGGCCAGAGCUCAUCAACAUGUACGUUGGGCAAAGUGAGGAGAACGUGCGUAAUGUGUUUGCCAGAGCCAGGGCAGCUGCUCCCUGCAUUAUCUUCUUUGAUGAAUUGGAUUCCCUGGCCCCCAGUCGUGGACGGAGUGGAGAUUCAGGGGGCGUCAUGGACAGAGUUGUCUCACAGCUCCUGGCUGAGCUUGAUGGCCUUCAUUCCACCAGAGAGGUAUUUGUCAUUGGAGCUACGAACAGGCCCGACCUCCUGGACCCAGCUCUGCUCCGACCAGGCAGGUUUGACAAGCUGGUCUAUGUGGGCAUAAAUGAAGACCGGGAGUCACAGCUGCAGGUGCUGAGUGCCGUCACCAGGAAGUUUAAACUGGAUCCUUCUGUGAAUCUCACCACCAUCCUAGAAAAAUGCCCAGCUCAGCUGACAGGAGCAGACAUCUACGCCCUGUGCUCAGAUGCCAUGAUGUGUGCUGUCAAACGCAAGGUGGAAUGGAUUGAGGAAGGGCUGGAUACCGAGAGCUCUGCUCUGAUCCUGACCAUGGAAGACUUCCUGCAGGCUGCUGCGAGGUUGCAGCCAUCAGUCUCUGAGCAGGAGCUGCUCAGGUACAGACUCAUCCAGCAGAAGUUUGCUGCCUGCUAAUGCUCAGCAGAGCUGGGACUGGAGGGGUGAUGGGGACAGGGCGUUAAGGGGUGUGAGAGAACAGGCACAAACAGGCACCCACCUGCUCUUCUCUGAUGUCUCCUGGACCCCCCUCUUGCGAGCUUGGGUGUAAAAGUGUCUGUGCUGUUUCUUGAGCCAAAGCCUGGUGGAAACGCUGCUGUGCACAGCCAAGCUGGUGGUGGGUUCUGUGAUGGUCCCUCACAUCUCAGGGAGCGCUUAUGAGGAGGAAGCUGAUUCACAUGGUUGUGAGUGUCUCCAUGGGUGACAGUGUUGGUGGGGGAGCAAGGCCCAAACUGCACCUGGUUUGGCAGCAAGAGUGAGGCUGGAGGCAGUUGCUUGUUGGGUUGUUGGCCCCAAUGAGGAGUGCUGGC
This is a messenger RNA of Egretta garzetta (little egret), 2294 nucleotides long. It is a transcript of the gene PEX6, whose product is annotated as peroxisomal biogenesis factor 6. The annotation marks the transcript as partial. The transcript is spliced from 15 exons. Lineage: Eukaryota; Metazoa; Chordata; Aves; Pelecaniformes; Ardeidae. Gene Ontology annotation, molecular function: ATP binding; ATP hydrolysis activity. Gene Ontology annotation, cellular component: peroxisomal membrane; cytosol. Gene Ontology annotation, biological process: protein import into peroxisome matrix. The record is from RefSeq and is a predicted model, not a curated record.